AUAUGAGCUCCGCGGAGGCGCCGCCUCGGCCUUUCCUGCCUCGCUCCUGGUUGGCGCCGGCGCCGCUGCCGAGCCGCUCCACUCCCCGAGACCGCCGCGCCACACCCCGGCCCGCCCUCGCCCGCCGCCGUCGCCGCCAUGAUCAUCUACCGCGACUGCAUCAGCCAGGACGAGAUGUUCUCCGACAUCUACAAGAUCAAGGAAGUCGCCAGCGGUCUCUGCCUGGAAGUGGAGGGGAAGAUGGUAAGCCGGAAAGAAGGUGAAAUCGAUGAUGCUUUGAUUGGUGGAAAUGCAUCUGCUGAAGGCCCUGAAGGGGAAGGGGCGGAGGCCACAGUUGUCACUGGUGUUGACAUCGUAAUGAAUCACCAUCUUCAGGAAACAAGUUUCACUAAAGAAUCUUACAAGAAAUACAUCAAGGACUAUAUGAAAGCAAUCAAAGCCAGACUUGAGGAAACAAAGCCAGAGAGAGUAAAGCCGUUUAUGACCGGGGCCGCAGAGCAAGUCAAACAUAUCCUUGCAAACUUCAAAAAUUACCAGUUUUUUGUAGGAGAGAACAUGAAUCCUGAUGGCAUGGUGGCGUUGCUGGAUUUCCGUGAGGAUGGUGUAACCCCAUAUAUGAUUUUCUUUAAAGAUGGAUUAGACAUGGAGAAAUGUUAACAAGGUCUUCCCUUCGGGAUCAUCUGUUGUCAUCAUCAUCAUAAUUGGCUGCUGCUCUUUCCUCAUCCACAAACCAUCAUGACUCAGCAAUGUCUGACAACUGGACUGCUGUCACCUUGAGCUUAAUUUGAUUUAUUUUGACCCUGAAUUGAUUGGAGUGGAGGCAUUGUUUUUAAAAACGUGUCAUGUAGGCUGUCUAAAAUAAAAAAAACUCAUUGAAACCCA
Molecule: messenger RNA, 882 nt
Organism: Sphaerodactylus townsendi
Lineage: Eukaryota; Metazoa; Chordata; Lepidosauria; Squamata; Sphaerodactylidae
Gene: TPT1
Product: tumor protein, translationally-controlled 1
Exons: 6
Coding region: 139-657 (172 amino acids)
Cellular component (GO): cytoplasm
Molecular function (GO): calcium ion binding
Source: RefSeq, a predicted model, not a curated record